Molecule: messenger RNA, 2087 nt
Organism: Cynara cardunculus var. scolymus (artichoke)
Lineage: Eukaryota; Viridiplantae; Streptophyta; Magnoliopsida; Asterales; Asteraceae
Exons: 7
Coding region: 168-1880 (570 amino acids)
Source: RefSeq, a predicted model, not a curated record
GAUUCUCUGUGGUCUGGGAUUGCGUUGGUAAUACUAAAUGUAACUGAUCAUCCUGUUUUGGACUUGUACCAUGGAUAAUCUAAUGGCAAAGAGGACGAGGAGGUUUUUGCACACCUGCAGUGAAUAGUGGUCAUAGUCUUCCUGUUAGUGAUAGUGGGAUAUUUAUUAUGGAUCUAAGGUUUCGUCACUCCGGCUCUACGCCGUCUGAGGAAUCAGCCUUGGACUUGGAAAGAAUUUGCUGCAACCACCUUAAUCUGCCUUCAUCGAGUCCACCUUUACAAUCUUUUACUACCACAUCAGCUGGUCAGGUCUCCGAGAGUAAUGCUGCAUACUUCUCAUGGCCUACUUCUAGCCGAUUAAAUGAUGCUGCCGAGGACAGAGCUAAUUACUUUGGAAAUCUUCUGAAGGGAGUUUUGCCUGAAACUCUUGGCCGGCUGCCAACUGGACAACGAGCUACUACAUUGCUUGAACUCAUGACAAUAAGGGCAUUCCAUAGCAAAAUCCUGCGCCGAUGUAGUCUUGGCACUGCAAUUGGGUUCCGUAUCCGACGGGGGUUACUGACAGAUAUACCAGCCAUUCUAGUCUUUGUCGCUCGUAAGGUUCACAGGCAGUGGCUCAGCCACAUUCAGUGUCUACCGUCUGCUCUUGAGGGACCGGGAGGUGUGUGGUGUGACGUUGAUGUAGUAGAAUUCUCAUAUUAUGGUGCACCUGCAGCAACUCCAAAGGAACAAUUGUAUUCAGAGCUUGUUGAUGGUUUGCGUGGAAGUGAUCCAUGCAUUGGUUCUGGCUCCCAGGUCGCAAGCCAAGAGACAUAUGGAACUUUGGGUGCCAUCGUUAAGAGCCGGACAGGAAACCGGCAGGUUGGUUUCCUCACAAAUAGGCAUGUGGCAGUUGACUUGGAUUAUCCAAAUCAGAAGAUGUUCCAUCCCUUGCCACCAAGUCUUGGACCCGGGGUGUAUCUGGGUGCUGUUGAGAGGGCAACAUCAUUCAUCACGGACGAUCUCUGGUAUGGGAUAUUUGCUGGGACAAACCCAGAAACCUUUGUUCGAGCAGAUGGGGCGUUCAUUGCAUUUGCCGAAGACUUAAAUGUGUCCAACGUGAUCACAUCUGUGAAAGGCAUUGGUGAGAUUGGUGACGUUAAAGUAAUAGAUUUGCAGUCCCCAAUCAACAGUCUAAUUGGCCAACAAGUGGCCAAAGUUGGGAGAAGUUCUGGCUUAACUACAGGGACCAUAAUGGCCUAUGCCUUGGAAUACAACAAUGAAAAAGGAAUAUGCUUUCUUACUGAUUUUUUAGUGGUUGGAGAGAACCAACAAACUUUUGAUCUUGAAGGUGACAGCGGAAGUCUCAUUCUUUUAACAGGACAAAAUGGUGAAAAACCAAGGCCUAUUGGGAUCAUUUGGGGUGGUACAGCCAAUCGAGGCCGGUUAAAACUGAAAGUGGGCCAGCCUCCAGAGAACUGGACAAGUGGAGUCGAUCUUGGACGCCUUCUUGAUCUUUUGGAACUUGAUCUCAUCACAACCAAUGAAACUCUUCAAGGUGCACUGCAAGAUCAAAGAAAUGCAUGGGCAGCAGGAAUUGAAUCUACUGUGGGAGAAUCAUAUCCUUCUGAAGCAAAAGAAAAAAUGGAAGAAAACUAUGAUGGGAUAAAUCUGCAGGAAGAAGAAUUGAUGCAGGAGGAGUUCCACAUUGAAAGUGGCACAGAAGCAACUCCUAGCGUUGAACAUCAGUUUAUAUCGAACUUUUCGGUCAGAUCUCCAACUGCAAAUUUCAAGAAUCUUUCGCCAUUGAGACAUGAAGCUGAAGAAAUUUGUGUGAGUUUGCAGUUGGGUGAACCAGAACCCAAGAGAUGGAAGCAAUCGCUUGGAGAAAACCUCGAUUGACGUUUACGGUAUGUAAAGGCUGUCUAUUUUCUCCCAUAUUCAUGUUCUUAACUUGGCUGCUAAAUAAUCUAUAACAACUGGAAUGCAUGGUUGAGGUUUAAAUAUGUGCAUUAAUUAUCUGUUUGUGUGCAUUCAAAACAUAUAUAUACUGCAAUGCAACUACUACUCUUGAAAGAGUUGGUACUAUUAUUCAUAAUUACAUUGAAA